AUGCGACUAGUGCAGUUGUUGGUAAACCAUGGUCUGGUGCUCUGGAUACUGUUGGUACCCUGUCUGUCGGUCACCUUCGAAGACGGAACUUCCGGUGACGGGGCUGAAGGACGCGAAAAUCAUGCGCCGGAGGUACAGGUACAAUUUCAGCAGCAAAUACCUUAUAAUAAGACCCGACAAGGGAAGGGUCUCUUCGACUGGAUUGGUCUAGGAACAGGACGAAACGUAGAUCCGUACAUAGCGAAAACGAACAAGGGUUGUUUGAAUGGCGAUUUGGCGGAAUGCUUCAAAUCCCAGGCUCUCAGUUACUUUUCCGAUUUCUUUGAUCAGCCGCAGUAUAAUUUGAACGAUUACGUGAAGGUUGUAAGGUUGUCCAGGGACGUGGUGAAAGAAGUUAGUCGUCAGCCGUACGAAUACUCUGGAGAAGCGAGGUCCAGCGACUCUGAAUGGGACCAGCUGAUGAAAUUCGCGUUAAGAAAAGCGGAAAAAUUCGUGAAAACCGUGGCCAUCGAGCUGCAGAUUCCAUCCGAAGAGACUGGAGACAACGAGGUGUAUGCUCCUCGAUUUUUAGACGAGAUCGCGGAUGAGAUCGACACGCUUGAAAAUAAGAAGGAUACUCUCUUCUCUCGACAUCAACUGAAGAGGCUGUUUAUUCCAAUGCUGAUCGUGUUGAAGCUCUUCAAAUUGAAACUGCUGUUGUUCCUCCCUUUGAUCCUGGGAUUGGCGUCCUUUAAGAAGUUCCUUGGCUUCCUGGCGAUCGUGAUUCCCGGUGUGAUCGGUUUCUUAAAAUUGUACAAACCUCUCACGCAAAAUUAUCAUCCUCCGGUUUAUAGCCAGAGCGGAAUCGCUUAUCCUUAUUACAAGGAUAAUUCGAAUCCUUACGAGCAGGGUGCUCAUCAUGGUCCGGAGUACCAUGGUGGUUUUCACGGUGAUUCUGUGUCCUUUGGACAGGACCUUGCUUAUCGAGGCUAUCAAGAGUAUCAAUCGUAG
This is a messenger RNA of Osmia bicornis bicornis, 990 nucleotides long. RefSeq lists its product as uncharacterized. Bases 1 to 990 code for a protein of 329 amino acids. The record is from RefSeq and is a predicted model, not a curated record. NCBI's taxonomy places the organism in Eukaryota, Metazoa, Arthropoda, Insecta, Hymenoptera, Megachilidae. The transcript has 4 exons.